CAGGCGCCGGGGUGCUGCAAGAUAAGAAUGUUCUCGGGUCCUCGCCGAUGGCAAAGUUAUUUCAUGGAGUUGUCAAACGGAGAAGCCGGUUAGUAGUGGACCAGUGCUCGAUAGAUUGGGCCGCGAAGCACCGAGGAGGCGCAAAAGAAAAAAAUAAUAAAACACACGCGACAAGUAAACAAAAGUCUCUUCUGGUAGCAUGAACUGCAGCGACACUUUGUGUCCAGUGAAACUUUGUGAUUGUUGUGGAGACAAUUUACUUUUUCAUUUUGAUCUUCUCAAUUAAGAUGAAUAAAGCAGUAAUGCGAUUGUCUCUGACUCUGAUGGUAACAGCUAUAGGAGCUUCGGGAGCGAUUAAAUGUCACGUUUGGAGAGAGAUCCUCCCAUGUGAAUGUCCAGUGAGUGUUUCUCAUCCCAGAACGACCAGUAUCACUUGCAAACAGAUGCCGUCUUUUGGUCAAGUAAUUGAAGUUUUGCGGGGUCGAUUUAGCCCACACGAAAGAAUAAAUCUGCGAUUGGAAUGGUCCAACUUGCAUGAUCUACAAUAUCGACAAUUUCGAGAGAUAAAUGGCACCAUCGAAAGCAUAAAGCUCAAUCACGAUUUCGUAGGAUUUCUAGCAGAUAACGCAUUUUUGGGAAUGACCAAAGUGACUUAUGUGAGUUUUGCUGAUACCGCAAUAGACGCAGUACCUGGACAUUUAUGGAAAUACAUGCCAAAUAUACAAACCGCUGAUUUAGGAAGGGCUAAAAUCAAGGAUAUUUUGACGGACAGCUUUGAGGAUUUACAAAACUUGAGAAAUCUGGUACUGUCGGGCAAUCUGAUAGCUAGAAUCGAUAAGAACUCAAUUCCUGCGCAAAUAGAGCGAUUGCACCUAGGCCGCAAUAAAAUCUACAAUCUAAAUAACACCAUAACAGGCUUGCGAAAUCUGCGAUGGAUAUUCCUCAAUACUAACGAAUUUGAGGACCUGGAAGGGCAACUGCCGUACGAGGCUCCAAACCUCAACAUGAUCCAUGCGUCGCAAAACAGACUGAAGAGCAUCCCGCAUCAAUUAUCGGACUAUCCAAGACUAGAGAACCUGUUUUUAAGUCAAAAUGAGAUCACUUCUCUUGAUGGCGCCUUAGCAGGGUGCAGGGAGUUGCAACGACUGGAACUGAAGUCGAAUCUAAUACACACAUUAACAGCAAAUGACUUUCUUCAAUGCGAGCUUCUGGAUACUCUGGAAUUAGCCAACAAUCAAAUAACCAGUUUAAACAACUCGCUCAUUCCCCUAAAACGCCUGACCAACUUGAAAAUGGAAUACAACCAGCUAACUGAGUUUUCGUUCAGCGAAAUCGUGGGCUUGGAAAGGCUUAUCACGCUGGAUCUCUCGUAUAACCAGAUCUCCAAGUUGGUAGGACCAGCAUCGAAUCUAGUUGAACCAAACAUCCGGCUAACCGACCUAAAUUUAGAGCACAAUUCGUUGGAGGUGUUAAACGCAGCCCUGAGCGGGCUUUCUGAACUGCUGCGCUUAAAACUCGCUUACAACAAGCUGAAGAGGAUUUCGCCCGAUGAUUUCAUCAACUUGGACCAGCUGAGAUUGCUGGAUAUUUCGCAUAACCAGCUGAAAACUCUGGAGGAAAUGAGUCAGACGUAUUUGCCCAGGCUGGUGGAACUGAACGCCACUCAUAACCAUCUCACAAUAUUGGAUCGAGAUUUUCAUGGGCUUCCCGUUCUAUGUGAUGCUGAUCUAUCCAGCAACCAGAUUUCCGCGAUAGGACGAGAACUAGUGACGAAAACUAGAUGCAAAAUUGAGCAUGGGGUCCAUGAUGGCACAUGGGGUACUCUGAAGGUGGUUCUAACAGAUAAUCCGAUUCUGUGUGACGCUGCGCUUCCUGAAAUUACAGCGGAGAUGGAAACAUACCACACUAAAGUCACGGGGGUUUCCUAUUGUCCACCCCUUAACGAACAACCGACUACUGCCAAAGCUAACGCAUAUCUCGGUUUUCUACCAGAUCCAACUGUACCAAGUGUUCCAGUGAUACCACCACUCUAUGCAAAGUCUGCCUACGAUUCCUCCUUAAUUCUUACAAAAACCGAACGCCUGGAAACACCCAAUCAAAUAGAAACCAAACCAUACCCGGUUCUAAGGGACUCUCCGGCAGACCAAAAAAGGGCUGAUCAGUUUCAAAACCAACAUGUCGACAACUAUGAAGGACGGCAAGCAGAAGUAAUCCAGCAAACCCUCAACGAUCAACCGAUAGCAAUCACGUUACAUAAGUCCGCACCAUCGUAUAACGUAACUCCAGAAGUGGUGGACCCCAAAGUGAAUAUUUCCACAACGAUUUUCGACCCCAUUACCCAAGGCCAGGUGAUUAACAAGUUAGCGUCAGAAAUUGAAGAACUGAAGAUACGAAUAGAAGAAAUCAGCGCUCAAAACGAACGAUUCUUCAACAAGACCAUGCUGGAACAAAGCAAUCUAACGGUGAAGGUGCCUUGAAGGAGUCUUAGUGUCUGAGCUAAUUUAUUUCCUAGUCAUUUCAGUAACGUUUUUGUUGUUAAAAGGAAUUUUGAUUGACAUCCAGUAAAUUUCGAUCUCUACACCGACCUACCAGGACCGCGUUUCUGGGGAUUAUAAUGUGGGUGCGCACAGUAUUCAGUAUCAGUAUCAAGAACUUUGUUAGCUGAAUAUUCAACGAAUUCACCGUUUAUGAUCACGAUUUUAUUUAUACAUCGCGACCUUCUGUAGGUGCCUAGACCAUAAUUUUUGUAUAAAUUAUUUAUUUACUAGCGGGGGCCAAGUUAAUGUUUUAAUGCUAAUAACAAAACUGAGAUUUAGAAAAAGUAUUGGCGGAUAAAGACCAAACUUUUUAUAACACUCGACAGGCAGCAAGCAAGAUAGAUUUAGAUGUACAUAUUUCAAAUAUAAUUCUAGUUCUAGAACAGUACGUAUUAAUUUUAUAGAUUGAAGUGAAUAAAAACUUAACAUUC
This is a messenger RNA of Dendroctonus ponderosae (mountain pine beetle), 2968 nucleotides long. Its product is annotated as insulin-like growth factor-binding protein complex acid labile subunit. Gene Ontology annotation, molecular function: protein binding. The record is from RefSeq and is a predicted model, not a curated record. Lineage: Eukaryota; Metazoa; Arthropoda; Insecta; Coleoptera; Curculionidae. The transcript has 13 exons. Bases 288 to 2477 code for a protein of 729 amino acids.